This is a messenger RNA of Desarmillaria tabescens, 635 nucleotides long. RefSeq lists its product as uncharacterized. NCBI's taxonomy places the organism in Eukaryota, Fungi, Basidiomycota, Agaricomycetes, Agaricales, Physalacriaceae. The record is from RefSeq and is a predicted model, not a curated record. The transcript is spliced from 3 exons. The coding region runs from base 1 to 561 and encodes 186 amino acids.
AUGUAUUCUUCAACUAUCCUCUUGAUUUCUGCUCUCUUCUCUGCGGCUACCGCGUCGCCUUUGACCGCCCGGAGUAUUUGUCACCCCAACUUUGAGGGUGCUGCUCUCACCGUGACCGGGUAUAGCGCUUACGGCGCAACCUCAUGGGCAGCUACCCCCGUAGUUGGAGCAGUCACCCCCGUAGUCGGAGAGCUGGCUAACGGAAGCACUGCACCCUCCAAGUUCUUCUUCCAGCAGAACGGAGAUGAUCCCGACGUCACCUACACUGUCAAGACCGUGGCUAACGUCAACUUUGCGGUCGAACUUACUGCCACUGGGGGGGUGGUCACACAUAAUGUCGACUGGUCAGGUAGUAACGUGAACCAGAAAUGGAGAGUUGAAUGCACGACAUGUGCUACAGAUAUCUCCCAGAAGCAAGGAGUCGUCGCUUCGGGAUGCGCAAUCUCCUCUGCCUUCCCGGCCACCAACGGGUUCUGCGUCAGGAUGAGUAGACCUGGCCGUGAGUUGGAGUUAGCCAUUUGCCCUAGCGAGGGGAACGGAAACUUUUAUUUCUCGGUUUGAAGAAUCUCCGAACGGGAGGUUGAACUGGAGGCUUUGUUUUCCAAGUUGUGCUCUUUUCCUAGUAUAUACACGAC